UCCUAUUCGCCCGCCAUUUUGUUAUGCCCGCAAAUCCACUAUAAUUUGCUAAAGUAAUGGCAUAUUUUUAUGUGAAUUACUGUUGAAAGUGUUUUUACUUGAAUAUUUCAAUUGAAAAAUAUACAAAAAGCUAAUCAUAGCAAGCAAAUAAUUCAUUUUCAUUUUGACAAGUCAAUGUGACAUUUCGUUUUUUUUAAGAAAAAAGUCAUAGUUAUCACGUAAUUUUUCCUUUUGCUAUUUUCUUUUUUAAUUAAAAAAGUAAAGCUCAAUCUAUUCCCCUUCUAAAUAAAGUGUUUUAUUUGAAAAUAAUCGUGCGUGUAUAAUUUAAUAUUACUAUCGCUAAGGCAGUUGGAUUAUCAAAAACUUACAAUGAUUAUACCAUAAGCCAACAAUAAAUAGCUUCCUUUUUCAAAAAAAUAUGUCGCCCCAGAGUCCAAUUUAAAAAAACAAAUUUGACAUUUUGAUUUUUUCUUGUUCCCGCUGAAUACAACAAUUUUGAAAUAAAAUCACGAAAAUACAAAAGAAUAUUUAUUUUGUGAAUUAAAUUGUAACAUAAAAACAUUUCGAAGUACAUUUCAAAAUAGUCAUAGGUCUAAAUUUAUUCUUAAUAUUGUGGUUAUAAGUGAAAAAUGGCAUCAAAAACCGUUAGAAUGGUAAAUGUUAUUCCUACAACGAAGAUUAAGAAAGAGAUUCUUGACGACGAUGAUGACUGUGUAUCCUGCAAGCUGUGCAGCAAGGGCUUUGCCAGUGAGAUGGCGCUGAACAAUCAUGCAAAGAUCGAGCACAUGGAGGCGUGGAUGUCUGGUGAGGAUGUUUGCCUCAAGAAGGUUGUGCCGAAUAACAAAAACAAAUUCACGGAGGCCCAAUUAAAGGAGAUUAAGAUGAAGACAGAAAGAAUGCUGUCGUCCAUGCAACCCACUGACAUGAGUGCCCUUGCUUCGGCAGAUGUUGGUUAUAUAAUUAUAAAGGAUGACAGCAUACCCAGUGACGCUAAAGACAUAAAGCGCGCCAAGGUCGAUAAGAGUGCGAGGGAGAAGGCGAAAGAGAAGAAAAGAGAGGAAAAGGAGAAAGAACCGAUACCGAUAACGGGCCCGUUCGAGUGCCUCCAGCCGUCGAACUUCAUAGCGGACGGCACGUGCCACCAGAUGUUCUUCUCGUGCUGCGAGUACUCGGCGCACUACCGCGACGAGCACACGCGCCGGCGCAAGGGGCUGCGCUGCCAGGUGUGCGAGCGCCCGCUCGCCGCCGAGCGCGCCGCGCGCCACACGUGCCAGACGUGCGGCGCUGGAUUCGAGCAGGAGGCGCAGCUCGCGGAGCACUGCGCCAGCCACACGAAGCGCAAGCCGCACCAGUGCAGCGUGUGCCGCAAGCGCUUCACGCAGCACGGCGGCCUGCAGCAGCACAUGCGCGCGCACACCGGCGACCGCCCGUUCCCGUGCACCUUCUGCCCCAAGGCCUUCACGCAGAAGUCCGGCCUGGACCAGCACCUGCGCAUACACACCAAGUACAAGCCGUACCGGUGCGUCAUAUGCGGGAAGACGUUCUGCCAGUCGGCGCACCUGCAGCAGCACAUGCGGACGCACACCAACGUCGCGCCGUUCCAGUGCUCCGUCUGCGAGAAGAGGUUCAAACAGAGCAGCCAUCUGAACUACCACUUGAAGUAUCACAAUCCGGUGAACAUGACCGAAGAGCAGAGGGCCAAGUACGCGAGGCUGCUGGAGCUCGUCGGGCCGAAGCUGGGCAAGCGGGAGCGCGACGCGGAGGUCGGGCAGAGUGACAACGAGGCUGGGCAGAGUGACUACGAGCUCGGGCAGAGUGCGAGUGACCAUGACGCUGGGCUAAGUGCUAGUGACCAUUACGUUGCGCAAAGUGUCAGUGACCAUGACGCGGGGCAAAGUGUUAUUGACCAUGACGCGGGUCAAAGUGCAAGUGACCAUGUUUUUGUGCAAAGUGACCACGGCCUCGUCGAAAGUGACCACGCGUUCGUUGCAGCGCAACAGCUGAUCGAGGAUGGUCAGGAAUAUGUGGAAAUAGCUGAACUGUUGGAAAAGGAAAAUGUUCAUGUGAAAAAUGUGUACAUAUUAACCAAUAAUACAUUAGUUCACCCAGUCGUGUAUCAAUAGAUAAUGUGGUCUAUCAUAUAAGUGUGAUUCAUUGAAAUGUAUUUAGUGGUACACGUGAUAUGAAACAUAAUGAUGAUGUAAUGAAUUAGAUGUAGAUAAGCUACCUAAUAUAUAGAAUCUUAUCGAAUCCGGUCUGGUUAUAUCUUAUAUGGCUUUUGUUAAACUGCAUAAUGAUAAUUAUUCUUAACUAACUAUUCGUUGAAAUGCAUAACAUAAUUUUAUGUAAUAAGAAAGAAACAGACUGAUGAUUUUUCUGUAAUAUAAUGAUUAAAUUAUAAAAUUCUUAUUUUGUAUUAAAUAAUUCUAUGAAUGAACUGAAUUUAAUAUCUCGGGGCUAAUUUUAGACUGUCAAUGUUUAAAUUAUAUUAAAAAUAGUAUAUAUUGUUUGCUAGUUUCUAGCCCAAUUUUAUUACAUUUUUAUUUAUUUAUUUAUUUUACUUAUAAUGCUUUAUUGCGCAAACUUGGGCAAAAACUGCAAGAAUACAAUAAACAAAAAAGGCAUCGUUUGUACAAGAGGCGGCCUUAUUGUUAUAAUCUGCAUGUAUCCGUUUGAAACGUUUAAUUAAAUAAACAAUUAUAUACUAUCAUUCCGCCUCGGCUUCGCCCGCGUAGUCGCAGGAAAGAUAGACCCGGGGUGUUACCGGCAAAGUGCCCGUUCGCGUUCAAUUUCCGGGAUAAAAACUAUUCUAUGUCCUUUCUCGGGUAUCAAACUAUUUCUCUGCCAAAUUUCAACAAAAUCUGUUAUGCCGUUCUUGAGUUAUAAAUAGUGUAACUAACACGACUUUUCUUUUAUGUAUAUAGAUAGUAGUAAAUAUAAUUACUGUGUUGUAGAUAUGUUUAUAACUUGGUAUAAUUAUUGUAUAUUAUUAUAAAUAGAUAAUUUAAAA
Molecule: messenger RNA, 3010 nt
Organism: Zerene cesonia (dogface butterfly)
Lineage: Eukaryota; Metazoa; Arthropoda; Insecta; Lepidoptera; Pieridae
Product: zinc finger protein OZF-like
Exons: 6
Coding region: 630-2123 (497 amino acids)
Cellular component (GO): nucleus
Source: RefSeq, a predicted model, not a curated record